This is a messenger RNA of Rubroshorea leprosula, 1195 nucleotides long. The record is from the annotation of a GenBank genome assembly. NCBI's taxonomy places the organism in Eukaryota, Viridiplantae, Streptophyta, Magnoliopsida, Malvales, Dipterocarpaceae.
UCCACACUCGAACACAAAAUAUAUAUCUAGUCACUCUCUUCUUCUUCCUUACUCUCGAUUUCUCUCUUCUAAUCCAUUUGAGUUUCCUUGAUUCUUUUAAAAAUGGCUUUUUCUGUUACUCAAUGUCGUCUGUUAAAAAUUUUCCUUUUGAUUUCUCUGUUUCAAAUUUCUCUGGCUGGGAGGCUGCUGAGUGAGGUGGUGCAGGACCAGCCUCAGCUCUUGAAAUACCACAAUGGUCCACUGCUUUCCGGUAAAAUCACCGUCAAUCUGAUUUGGUACGGGAAUUUCAAGCCGUCCGAGAGAGCUAUUAUCUCCGAUCUUGUCACCUCCCUGUCGUCUUCAGCUCCUCAAACCAGCCAACCUUCCGUGGCUACAUGGUGGAAAACCACUGAGAAGUACUACCGUCUCACCUCCAAGAAGGCCACGCUUUCCCUUUCCUUGGGAAAGCAGAUUCUCGACGAGAGCUGCUCGCUGGGGAAAUCAUUAAAGAACAAGCAAAUCGUGGAGUUGGCUUCAAAGGGUGACCAGAAGAACGCGAUUAAUGUGGUUCUCACGGCGGCCGAUGUCGCUGUUGAAGGUUUCUGUAUGAGCCGCUGUGGGACUCAUGGGUCUGCUGUGGGCUCCGCCGAGGGCACGAAGCACUCCAAAUUUGCAUACAUUUGGGUAGGUAACUCAGAAACGCAGUGCCCGGGUCAAUGCGCUUGGCCGUUCCACCAGCCGAUUUACGGACCACAAAGCCCACCUCUCGUCGCACCCAACAACAAUGUGGGUCUUGAUGGCAUGGUGAUCAAUCUGGCUAGCUUGUUAGCCGGGACCGCCACCAACCCCUUCGGGAACGGCUACUUCCAGGGCCCAGCUGAGGCCCCAUUGGAGGCUGCAUCCGCCUGUCCCGGCGUUUACGGCAAGGGAGCUUAUCCGGGCUAUGCUGGAAACUUGUUGGUGGAUCCUACAACCGGUGCUAGCUACAACGCACAUGGUGACAAUGGAAGGAAGUACUUGCUUCCGGCUUUGUAUGAUCCUGCGACGUCGUCUUGUUCAACCUUGGUCUGAGAUUGUAGUGGGCAAUGAGUAGUAUUUUAUUACACGGUUUAUAAAUCAAAAAAAAAAAAAAAAUCAUGUAAUUCAUUGAUUUGUUAAUUUGUUUUGGUUAUGAAUAUUAAUAGUAGACUAGCAAACCACCUGAGUUUGUAUUUUU